This is a messenger RNA of Fusarium proliferatum ET1, 2160 nucleotides long. RefSeq lists its product as uncharacterized. Gene Ontology annotation, biological process: DNA-templated transcription; positive regulation of transcription from RNA polymerase II promoter by galactose. Lineage: Eukaryota; Fungi; Ascomycota; Sordariomycetes; Hypocreales; Nectriaceae. Gene Ontology annotation, cellular component: nucleus. The record is from RefSeq and is a predicted model, not a curated record. The transcript has 5 exons. Bases 1 to 2160 code for a protein of 719 amino acids. Gene Ontology annotation, molecular function: DNA-binding transcription factor activity, RNA polymerase II-specific; zinc ion binding; RNA polymerase II cis-regulatory region sequence-specific DNA binding.
AUGGCAAAGUCAAAGGCUUCAUCUCCCGGGCCACCGGCUUCCGCUUCGGCCGCCCGCCGACAACACGCAACUACUGCCUCUGCCAGACCGGGAAAGGCGAGGUCUUUGGCUUGUCGACAGUGUCGCGAUCGUAAAAUUCGCUGUGACGGUGCACGACCUGUCUGCGAUUCGUGUUCCAGACGCGGUCUCUGUGCUGAUCAGUGUGUUUACCCUGAGAUUGAGCAUGAAGGUUCCAUCGCUUCGUCGCGGAGCUACAUCCGUGCUCUCCAGAAGCGAGUCCAGGAACUUGAAGAGAAGGAGAAGCAGCUAGAAUUAGUAGCUCAUGGCCACAAUGCUUUCGUCGCUACGACGCCUGCUCAAGAAGAAUGGAGAAAACUAUCCACCUCACCCAGUGUUGUGUCUGAGCGUAUAGCAAGACCUCCAAGACAUGUUGAUCAUGCUCUUCCUCCAAUCCACACUGACUCUGGCUACUCUCUACCCAGUUUCUCUUCCAGAGCUGGUUCACUACCUGUAGUUCACGAACCAGCCAGCUACUACUCUCGCCCGCAUCAUCUCAUGGGUGCUAGUCCACCAUUAACCGAUGAUCUCGAAGAUGCUGCUCCAGCCAAACCUUCAUCUUUCGGCUCCUAUUCUUCCAACGUCAAGGCCGCUUUGAUGCUCCAGAAAAUCACCCUUCCACCAGCAGACCUCAUGGACGAGUUGUUAGCAGAGUAUUUCAACAUUGACUGGAUCACCAUGCCUGUUAUCCAUCGACCAUCGUUCUACCAACGAUAUCACCGUCUCAUCGCAGUUGCAAACUCUCGUUACCGCCGUGAUAUCCCACUCGAGGAAGCCACCGAACUCGCAGCCACCUACUCUCUCCUUUUAGGAAUGCUAGCCAUUGGCCAACUUGCCAAAACCUCGAUCACAGAAUCCGCCGAGUUACACGUAUCUCACGCCUUCGAAUUUCACCAGCAAGCCAAGACUCUUCUCCUCGUCGACCUUUUAUCCGUAUCAUCUCUUCCUGUGGUACAGGCUUUGAUUGUUCAUGCCAGAUUCUUGCGACGAGCGGGUACGGUCCAGGAGAGUUGGAUGCUGACUGGCAUGGCCCUUCGACUCGCAGAAGGUCUUAUGCUCCAUAUCGAUCUCCCAGGAAAGGCUCAGGCUGAACGCGAGGAACGGAGAAGGACAUGGUGUGCUUGUGCUCUGCUUGUCAGGAUGCAGAAUUCCCCUGGAAGCCAGACAAACCCAAAAUUUGGCACAUUUCCCCAGGGAAUCGACGACGAAUAUCUUGAGGCUUUCCCUCACAACCCCGACCGAGCUCAACCUUGCGAUACCCUUUCACGACUUUCUUUCUUCAACCAAACUUUGAAACUGUACGACGAUAUUCUCCAGCCUAUUCAAGAUUCUCUCAGCCACAAAACAGAUUCUGGUAAAGAAUCGGUUUCUGAUGUUCUAUCCGAUGCACUGAAGCGGGACUGCGAUUUGGAAGAGUGGCAUGCUGCUAUCCCUGAGCAUCUGCGCGUCAAGUUCCCCUGCACACAACCCGAGGCUAUUUUCCGCCGCCAAGCAACGUUGUUGCGUAUGAGAUAUCUUGAGACCAAGGCUUUGAUUCCCCGAGUAGCUAUCAUGAAGCUCAUCAGCAGCAAUGUAACACAACCAACUUCAAAAAUGGCAAAAUCGAUGCUCGCAGGACUAUUCGAAUCGUGCUAUGCUGCAAGCGUGGAGCUAGAAGAUAUCAUGGCUCGCGAGAGGAGAUUGGUGACUUUUGACGGCCCUCCUGACAGUCAUUCUGCUAUUGCCCUUAGCAUAAUUGGCAUGACCCUCACCGUCUUGGUCCAACAUCCUCUCUUCAGAGACAUAAUCACCAACCCUGCCCCUGUGACCGAGGAAGCCACACGAUGCCUCGCGACAGCCAAGCAAUACACAACUUCAACACACCCGCUCGCCGAGCGAUUUGUCCAUACUCUGGAGUCUGCCUUGCAGCCUCCAUCUCGAUGUGUAUCUCCCCGCGGUGUCUUGGACCCUGCCUUGGAGCCCAAAACUGUUGGGCCUGUGCUGUCGAACUUGACAGAGGCUCCUGGGGCUGUGGAGAUGGCCUUGUUUGAGGCUUGGUAUAUGAAGAGGCAGGAUCUCGCAUCUUGCGGUAUGCCUGUUACGGAGUUUGUUUCUCUGUGGUGA